Molecule: messenger RNA, 8514 nt
Organism: Porites evermanni
Lineage: Eukaryota; Metazoa; Cnidaria; Anthozoa; Scleractinia; Poritidae
Source: the annotation of a GenBank genome assembly
AUGGCAAGCGUGUGCGAUGAAAUUCGCUCAGAAUUCAAAACAAAGGCGCUUAAAUGGUGCAGAAAGUACUUAGGAGGGAGCUGGAAAAAUCUGUCUUUGGAUGAGUUUUCCAUUGAACGGUUAGGGUACGUAUUUUUGUUACAACGCACCACACAAGCUAAGCCCGUGGCCGCCUUGACUCCGUCAUGCAGUUUUCCCUGUCCUUUCCAAUGCUCUUACUACCAUUUAUUUACAACGUAAACUUAUGAGCACUUUGCUAUAAACGAAUUUGGUAUGAUUUGCCAAAGAGUUUCACAUUGCGACAUCCUAGACAUUGGUGCGAGCAUAAAAAAGCAGCUGAAGGAAUUAUAAUACCAUCUAUAAAUGGCAAAGACAUGUGUUCUUCACGUUCAAGUUACAUAUAUUAUUUCCUGUGGUAGGCAAUUGUUUUAAUGUUCAGAGGGCAUGAGUUUUUGAGGGUGCAUUGAAUGUUAUUGUUGUAACGCAUGGACACUUAUGAGAUGAAUAUUUAUGAGUCCGCUGGGUUCGCCGCCAAGAAAAUCCCAGGAGAUUUUUAAAUCUUUUGGACUUUGGGCUCUCCUAUUAAAAUUCCUCUCUUCUCUGAAAAUCAGCAGUAGGGAAUUAAAAUCAGUAUGAAUGCUGUAUAGACACAUUAUCUAAAUAUGCAGCUUAGAUGCAUGUAUGGAUGGUGAAAUAUUUUCCUUGUCUUUUAACCAUAAAUUAUUGAAAUGAGGCUGAGUAUGAAGUGAAGAAUUAAGCAGGUCAAGGAGAAUUAUAUUGGCCAAGGUAGAUAACAGCCUAUGAGAUCUGCAUGAUUCUUUGCAUGGUACGAAAGCCAAAUUCAAUACAUGAAUUUUUUACAUGUAUUUCUCAGUUCUCAACAACCCUCUCCAUACCCUCACAUGAAGUGCUGUCUUGUAUCUUGCACUUGUAAAUAUAGAACCAUACAUAUAUCUACCAUGCCAAGAAAGCAGUUUAAAGGUUUUAAGGUAAACCAGGACUUCUGUAUUCUCUUUUUGCAGUGGCGGCCUCACCAAUGAACUCUACAUCUGCUCCCUGCCAAAUUACUGUCCAGUAAUAAAUAAAGAAAAACGAAAAGUUCUUCUACGCAUUUAUGGGCCACUCUACAGUGAACUUGUCAGCAGUUCCAGUGCACUCAUCUACAAUAUUGUAAUCUUUACCCUGUUGUCUGAGCGGGAAGUGGGCCCAAAGCUGUAUGCAGUAUUUCCUCGUGGCAGACUAGAAGAGCUUCUCCCAGUAUGUUUUUGCAUAUGACAAACACAAACUUUAAUAGACACUUCCUAGAUUUUCUUUAAGUUAUGAUAAAGAACAGUUAGCGAUUAUCCAUUUACACUGCUGGAAUCAAUCAAUCAAUCAAUAAUCUUUAUUUAUACACGAUAAGUAUUUAAAGCAACGCUUCCCUUGUGGGGUUGUGUGUAAAUAAGUAAAUAAGAUAACUAAUGAAUUCGAAAAUAAAUAGGAUAUACACCAGCUAAAAUCAUAUAGCUACUUACUACUUUCAAGUCUAAAACGAUAAAAGCUUAAAAUUCUAAAGUACAAGGUGGUACUCUAGUAUCAACUAAUUAUUAACACUAAUUCAAUUCAUUUAAGCUUAAAGGCGAGCAAAGAUUAAUAAUUAUUGCCCCACAAAGCCGCAAAAUUUUGCAGACUUGUGUAUCAUAGAGGGCAUGAACUUGAAUUUGACAACUUUGCGAGCUACGUUUUGUUUGUUUUCAACGAAUCACAUUCAAACUUCUUUAAGCGUCUUUAAUGAGGUUAAAUAAAUAUUUAUUUAACAGAGUUAACAACAAGGAGUGCGAACGUGGUCAGCGGUCGGUCGUUUGGCUCAAGCGCAGUCAGCCUUGCUUGCAUCACCUCCAUGUGCUCAGUACAGUGUUUUCGUGGCGGCCAUUCUCUUCGUUUAGACUUUGGAUCAUUCUUUUACCGUCAGCGACGCAGUUGUUAACUAACAUUCUAAUAUUUUUACCUAGGGUGUUCUUUUCAGCUGUGUUGAUGGAUUUUUACUAACUGGUCCAAGUCAAAGUUGAUAAUUCUUGAAGGGGCUUAUUCGAGUCUACUCUACUUUUCUUUUAAAGGGAAAAUGCCUUGCAUCAAGUGAACUGGCUUGUCCCAAAAUCUCUGUCAGGAUUGCCCGAACACUGGCAGAAUAUCAUCAUAUGGAGCUUCCACUCUCCAAGGAGCCUGUGUUCAUGUGGAAAAUAAUGUCUGGGUAAGAGCAUAGUGUUAGUAUGUGUAAUCAAAUGGUGACGAGUGUCCAAAAAGGCAAGGGAAAGUUAUUAGGAUUUGGACAAAACGCCUGUGAAAUUGUUCUUAAUUUCACGAGUAUACCAUUUGAUUACUUAUUAAUAUCAUGGGUGAUGAAUUUCGUUAGCAGUUGUGAAGUUUUGACAUGUUUACCCUGGAUUGCAUCGUAUUAAAUGUUUAGACCUUAAAUUUGGCUUGAGUUCAGAAUUUUCAAAAUUUCUUGACAAAAUACCUGUUAGAAUCCUUCUUGAUGUGCUCUUUUGUGUGUUCAGGUUUUCUAAACCUUUUUCACUGCAUUUUAAAACUUCAUUGCCAUCUUGACACUGAGACGUACAGGAGGUUGUCAUGGCAAUUUUUGUAAUUUCACAUGUGAAAUUACAAAAAUUCUGAAUUUUGGUUCUUCCAAAUAUUGGAAUUUUGUAUUUUGUUUUUCCAGACUUUGGAAUUCUGUAUCUUGGCUUUUCCACACAGUAAAAUCCUGGAUUUUGGCAAUUUUCCCAAACAUUGGAAUUCUGAAUUGUGGCUUUUUCAAACAUUGUAAUUCUGGAUUUUCUCAUUUCCAAACACUGGAAUUCUUGAUUUUAGCAUUUCCAAACAGUGUGAAUUCUUGAUUUUAUUAUUUUCAAACAUAAUUUGGACAUUCUGAAUUUUGACUUUUCCAAACACUGUCAUUCUGAAUUUUGUCAUUUCCAACAGUGGAACUCUGAAUUUUGGCUUUUCCAGGCAAACAUCGCAGUGACAAAUAAAUUAAUGAAUGCGAUUUCUGUUGAUGCUGAAGUAUAAACAGAGUGCAGCAGUUUUAAAGCGAAACGUCUCAACUGAAUUCAAGGAAUAUUGUAGAUCCAACUCAGUGUUUAGGCUAUGUUCCUGAUUAGAAGGUCCAGACGAAUAAAAAUAUUAUCUCUUGUCAGUAGUCUCUCGUUAGUACAGUCAACUCUCUCUAAGACGGACACCUUUGGGACCGGCACUAAGUGUCCGUCUUAGAGAGGUGCCCAUCUUAUAGAGAGUCAAAUAAAAAGAGUAAAGAAAGGCAGGGACCAACUCUAAGUGUCCGUCUUAUGGAGGUGUCCGUUAAGAGAGAGUUGACUGUAGUCGCGAAAUUGUAAUGUUUUGCUUUUUGUUGGAAUGCUAGGAUAACUGCUUGUUUCCAGUGCUGGUUUUAACACUUUGCAGUUUCCUGCAGUUUCCGGGGUGGAAAUGAAAAUUUAUAAGUGAUCGUUGCAAGCUCUCCUUUCUUUUCUCACCUCUUGUACUCGUGUCUCUUUUCACGUGAGUGCGACCCUCAUGAGACUUCAUGUGACUUUCCCAAAUGGAGAGCUUGCUCAUGGGCUUUAUGCAAUCAGCAAACAUUGCCUGUUGGUCGACAGGCUUACCAAGCCUGUGUAACAGAUGGAACUAAACUUCUGGAUAAGUCCAUUUGUGAAACAGCGCUGAAAUCCUUGUCUGAGCAACAACCUGUGUACCAGAAUUUGAGUAUCUGGCAUGACUGGCCUGUUAAAAAUGCCAUUGUCAAUUUGCCAAUCAGGUUGAAGGGAAAUUAAUGCAUUUUGAAAUGCAUUUCCAGUAAUUUGCUGAGUCCGUUGGGGGGGGGUGAGGGGUGGGGAGGGGGAAGAACAUGGAUAUUGACGCUGCGUCAGAGAUGUUACUAACCGGGGUUUAAUACAUUACGUCUGUGACGCAGGCUAGGCUUACCCUAUGUGGUCAAUGAAAUUAUUACAGCUAAAGAGAGAUUGAAUUUAUCUUUUUUGGUAGGUGGUGUAAAGAAGUUGAGGAACUGCAUCUAAAUGAACAGGAUAAAGCUGUUACAUUGGCUAAGAUAAAAAGCAUGAAUUUAAUGGAUGAGUACUACUUUUUAAGGUACCAAAAUUAAUGAUGCCCAAGUUAUGAGUCACACUUAACUGUUACACUUCCAGAAGUAUCAAAAAUUCAACAAAAUAUCCAAAUUUCAGUUUCUAAAAUACAGUAAAACAACUAGUACCAUAUGAAACGGCUGUCAAAGAGGUUCAAAGGGGAAUAGUCACACCCCAGACUCAAUUUGAGCUAUCUCAAAAGAAUCCAUCAUUCACUCCCGGUCAUUAAUAAAAUUAAUGUGCUGUUGAAAGAACUGUACCUUGCCAUUCAACUGCCUCUGCAUGUGUGGCCAAGUGGUUAACACCUUGAACUCUGGAUCUGGACAAAAAACUUAACCUAACUUUAUCUCUCUUUACCCAGGUGUAUAAAUGGGUACCAGUGACAUACCUCUGGGGGGUAACCCUGCGAUGGACUAGCAUCCCAUCCAUGGAGUAGUAGUGAUACUGCUAGUCAUGCUUCAUGCUAAGGAAACCGGGAUAAGCUCUUGCUGUUUGGGCCUUUGGCUUGUUUGCGCCUUUACCUUUUUACUUUUUUACUCCUUAGAUGGGCAGCAUUAUUGUAUGUAGCAUAGUGCAGUUUGACAAUUUUCUACAGGAGCUUUUGGUCUAUUCAUUGCAGCUUUCCUGCAGAAGACAAACACAUAAUGGUAGAACUUAAAGGGCAAUUUUCAGGAGAAUCUAGUAGUUUAUUGAAAUUAACUUGGUGCUUGUUUCUAUAUGUUCCUUCCUUGGUUUCUUUCAGGAAUUAUUUGGAAAAAGCAACCACACCAGGCCCAGUUACAUUUUGCCAUAAUGACCUUCAAGAAGGUUUGUCACUAUAUCUUUUCCAUAACAUUUUUGUGGGUGGCAAGAGGAGCCCGCAAUCCUAAUCUCCAGCUUAUUAGGCAUGCGUCACAUGUAUGUAGCCAGCAUUCAUUUGGACUUCCACUAAAAAUGAAUGGAAUGCACAGAGCGCAAUUUGAUCAUGCACAUUUCAAACCGCAAAUAACUAAGAUAGUAUGCACGCAAAGAUAUUUCAGUUCUCUUCAAUAAAAAGUAGAAUGUAGUUUACUUUUGAAAUACAAAUAGAAUGGCCACUUUCCAAUGGUACUAACCUUAACGAUCAACAAACUGAUUAACUCAUGCAUAGCUCAAUGAAAUACUGGAAGUCUAGACUGUUUACAGUCCCCUAUUUCUCCACAAGAUCAUCAAAAUUGAGUGCGUUGCAUUGCUGGCAGCCAUCUUGGUUGGGUGAGUGUCAAAUCUACUUAGGGGGCUGGGGACAGUUUGGGAGGAGGCGUAAACCCUGAUACCCACCCCUUCAGUACAUAUGAAACCAAGAUGGCCACCCAUACCAGUAAGUGCUCAAUCCUGAUGAUCUUACAAAGAAAUAGGGGACUGGACUGUGAACAGUCUAUUGGAAGUCUAGUCUAACAAGGUAAAGAAAAAACCUGCAUAUAAGAACGUAAGUUUUUCCAAGCUAGGCUAAGAAGGUUCUUAUAAAAAUGGUGCUAACUGGAAAAUUAGGCCCGGUUCAAACGCCCCUCCACUCAUGUGCUAAGUACAGCAAAAGAGCGGUUUCUGAAUCAAUUUGGUACAGCAGUUUUAGUUUGGUGCAGCAAAAGUGUUUGGUGCAACAAAAGUUUGACAGAGUCUGUCAAACUUUUGAUGUCACAGCAGUGUCGCUCCAAAGUCAAACUUUUUCAGUUAGGUCUGGCACAUGAAAAGUAUGAUGUCUGAACCAGGCCUUAGGCUAAUCAGGUUCUUAAACAGGUUUUUUUUUUUUUUUAAAUAAGGUGUUCGUCAAUUUGGGCCCAUUUUUUGUAUUGCGUGCAUAAUAUGUUAUAAAAAUCCCUUUAAUCCAAGCAUGUCAAAGCCAUUUAUGAAGGAUAUAUAGAUCUACAUGUCAAUUGUCUCAUUGCCAGGGUUUUAUCUUCAUUUUACUAACUGGUAGAGCUUGUUCUGUUAAAUUUGUGUAUUCAGUGUUUGACUGAAUUUCUCAAAAUAAGAACCUGUUGUAACAUUGUAGGCUAAAACAGGUCCUUAUUUAAAAUGGGUCUAAAUGGACAAACUAAGCCUAACAGGUUCUUAAAAUCUAGGUUCAUAUGGGCAGGUUUUUACUGUAUAGGUAACCAGUGGUAUACAAUUUAACUCACCACCAAGCUAAUGGUACUGAAUGAUACUAGAACCAUGCUUAGCUCGAUUACUCACGAAAUAUAAUAAUUCUUAUCCAAUUAGACACAGUUUAAACUAGUGGUAUGCAAACCGACUCACCGUACAACCAAUACCACUAGCUCACAAACUGUUCACACCCCCUCCCCGACAAAUCAAUUCUAUUUACGUCUUCGUUUAUUCCUCCUACUGGGCGAAAUACUUGCAAAUAUGAUUUAGAGCAUUGAUCAAUAAUAUUUUUACACAGGAAACAUUUUGAGAAUCCCAAAAGAUGGGCAGGCGAACAAUGAGGAAGAUGUGGAUAUUAUGUUCAUUGACUUUGAAUAUAGUGCCUACAACUAUAGGUAACUACACCAUAAUUAAUGUGCAGGAUAUUGAAGGAAUAACUUCUUUAUUGAGAUAACCAUUCAUUAAGCCUGGUUUUCACUAGCGCAAAAGCGUAAGCAUGAGGACAUACACACACGCAGAAUGGCAUAUUUGACUCAAUUCCAAUACCUGCUCUCCUCAACCCGAUGAUAGAGAAGAUGGUGGACACACCGUCGGCCAUAUUGCUUUUGAUAUGUUUGCAUGAGGUCUGGGUCAAAGACAAGUGACCUACGAUUGGUCCACGGCCUUGUGCUUAUGCUUGUGCUUAUGUCGACCCAGUUUUCACUAGUCAAAGCUACAACAUAAGCACAAGCACAAGUGCAAGAAGAACGAACUUGUCCGUUUUUCUUGUGCUUGUGCUUAUGCUUAUGUCGACCCAGUUUUCACUUGCUUACACAUGUGCUUGUGCUUAUGCUUAUGCUUAUGUUUAUGCGUUAGUGAAAACCAGGCUUUAGUAUCGUACACACUCAUUUUUGAAAUGUUAUUUCUCAUGAAAAGAUAGUGAACCCUCAAAGUAGCUGUGGGCCCAGUUGUGUGAAGGUCGAUUGGCACUAAUUGGCAUUUAAUGGGAACCCCUAAUUGACAAGAAGUUUGUUUACCAACAAUAUCAAGUCAAAUAGUAAAAUUACGCUGGAAAUUAGACUUGCAUUUUUUUGUACUUUUGUAGUAGGACUGUAAGGUCCUGUAAUUCAAUUUGUAAGGUAUUGUAUUUUUUUAGUUUAUAUAAUGGCAAUUUUUGUUGUGUAAGUGUUGUUAGAGAUUGAAGUGAAAUUUUAAAAAAAGUCCUUGACUGAUUUCUCAACAUUCACCCACUCUUUUUUACUGCUAUUCUUCAUUCCAGGGCUUUUGACCUGGCAAAUCAUUUCUGUGAAUGGAUGUCCGAUUACAGUGUUCCUGCUCCUUCAUAUUUUUCCUUGUCACUGAGCAAAUAUCCCAGUAAAGAGCAACAAGUGAGUCAUGACUCAGAUUCCAAUAAUGUAGCCAGUAGGAGUUGCAGUAUUUGUGUGACAGAGGCCAGUGUCAAUACCUUCCCACUAUGAACACUAAAUACAGAAAUGCAUUAUAAACACUAGUAUUAAAAAGUCACCAGCAUCAGUUGACUCCUAACAAUAACAGCACGUAAUCAAGAGAAAGUGUUAUGAGAAUUAUGAAAAUGAUCAUUGAAUGGACACUCUUUGAUCUUUUACCAAAUGAUUUUGACUAAAACUGUGAAAGGUUUGAACCCAGGAGUCAUUUCAUAAGUAAGUUGAGUAUGAUCGUCCAGGUGAACGUAGUCCUGAAUAGGACUGUUGUUGUUGACAGUGACUGACGUUUCAACAACCUGUGCGGUAGUCAUCUUCAGACUCAAAGUGAGCGGUAUCAUGUCCGUUGAUGGUAUUAUACUCUGGUUAUUGAUCUAGAUUGGAAGUAUGUCACCUUUUCGAAAUUCUAGUUCUAGCAGUUUGUGGUUUUGUCCAUAAACCCAGUACCCUGGGUGCCAGAGGCUUUUCAUGCGCGGUCUCCGGUUUCGGUCAAGUCUUAAAAAGUGACCCCCGCUUCGCCGCUCGUGUCUUCGGCCUUCGGCCGAACACGUGUCGGCCCGCGGCCGACGAAACGAAGCUCCCCGUCGCACGCGAGAAAAAACCUCUGGUAACCAGGGUAUAAACCUAGUAAACAGACUAGUGUCCAGACCCUGAGAGAAAAAGGUUGGCAGAACUCAGAUUUUCGUCUCGCCUGAGGAAUUGUGUCACCCAAUGAAAAUACGUCAUUCUCAUUAUUAAGUUUGUUUUACUGACAGCUGCUGUUUGUUCGGGCUUACUUGGGAAGGAAUACACCCAUUAAUGGAACAAUUUGUGCACCAACGAUAGAGGAAACGGAGUUAUUGGAUCAAAUCGACAGGUAA